AAUAAAGCCAAAAACAUUAAAUAUAUACAAAAUAAUAUACUAACAUAUCUUGCAUGAAUACAUCAAAGUACAUACAACUGAACACAAAAUAGUUAACAAGAAAACAAACAGGAAUCUCCAUGGUUGCAAUUGAAGAUGCACAACAUCAUUUUCAUUGCAUCAUUUUCUCGUGGUUGCCGAGCCGAUGAAUCCUGUGAAACAAACACAAACAAAUAUUACAAAAAAAAAACAAUAAUAAUAAACUACAAGAUGAAUGAGACUUUGAAGAAGAAUCCUGUGAAACAAAGAAUCCAAUUAGAUGCCCAAUGUUCAACUUUGUACGUAGUGCCUUCUCAGAAGCUUUUUUUACAGAAAAAACUUCAUCCAAAGCCGGCACAAUUCAAAUACAUGGCUCCAUGAACUUUGGCUCCAUCGCCGUUAACUCAAACUUCAAGACAACCAAACUUCAUGACCACCUAUAUAUAAAUUAGCAGUUGGCUUGAAAGUAGAAAGAAACUCACUGUCUGGUGUUUGCUAAUCAUAAAUCAAUGGAACAGAGUCUGGUUAUACAAGUGACAGUGUGUGUAUUUGUAGUGAUAGGAGUGCUGGGGAGAGUGUUAUAUUCUAUAUGGUUGAAGCCCAAGAUGCUGGAGAUGCAACUGAGAAGGCAGGGACUCCGAGGGAACAAGUACCGACCGUUGGCGGACAUAAAGGAUGAGGCGGCCUCUUUGAAGGAGGCUUGGUCCAAGCCGAUGGAGCUUACACACGAGAUAAUACCUCGUGUGAUUCCCUACGAUCACCAGAUGUUUAAGAGACAUGGCAAGAUGGCAUUCAAAUGGGCUGGAACAACUCCGAAACUGAAUAUUUGGGAUUUGGACAUGAUGAGGGAGAUCCUGCAAAACAAAUCCGGAGAAAUUCUCAAGCCACGAGUGAACCCUCUGAUAAGGCUUCUUGUGAUGGGAGUUGCUAGCCUUGAAGGAGAAGUAUGGGCACAUAGGAGGAAGUUGAUCAAUCCCGCCUUUCAUAUGGAGAAACUCAAGGGAAUGGUACCUGCUUUCCGAACUAGUUGCAUUAAUUUAGUCAAGAGGUGGGAGAAAUUGAUGAGCAGUGAAGGAUCAUGUGAAGUGGAUGUCUGGCCUGAACUUCAGAAUCUAACAGGUGAUGUGAUCUCUCGAACUGCAUUCGGUAGUAGUUUUGAAGAAGGAAAGCAGAUUUUUGAACUUCAAAAGGAACAAGCUGCUCUUGUCAUUGAAGCUGCUCGUUCAGUAUAUCUUCCAGGCUUUAGAUUCCUGCCAACUGCAAAGAAUAAGAGGAGAAUAUUCAUCAACAGUGAGGUCAAAAGAAUGUUAACAGACAUCAUCCACAAGAAAAUAGAUUCAAUUAAAAUGAGUGGAAGCGCCAAUGAUGACUUACUCAGCAUGUUGCUGCAAUCCUCUAACCUGAAUUUGGCGACUGAAGAUAAAAACAAGAAGAACAAUGAGAUCACAAUUGAUGAUGUAAUACAGGAAUGCAAGUUGUUCUACUUAGCUGGCCAAGAGACCACCUCAGUUUUGCUUACCUGGACAUUGAUUCUCCUGUCCAUGCACCCUACUUGGCAGCAGAAAGCAAGGGAAGAAGUUCUUUAUACCUGUGGGAAGAAUACACCUGACUUUGAGUCUAUCAGCCACCUCAAGAUUGUAAACAUGAUAUUACAUGAAGUAUUGAGGUUAUAUCCACCAGUCGUCUUUCUGCUACGCUAUGUAAACAAAGAAAUCAAAUUUGGAGAUAUAACAUUACCUGCAGGAGCUGAAGCCUUGAUACCUGUCCUACAAGUCCACCAUGAUCCAGAAAUCUGGGGAGAAGAUGCUGAAGAGUUUAACCCAGAGAGAUUUUCCGAAGGGGUCUCAAAGGCAUCAAAGGGUCAAAAUGCAUUCUUUCCUUUCGGUUGGGGCCCAAGAAUAUGCAUAGGGCAAACAUUUGCCAUGAUAGAAGCAAAGCUGGCUCUGGCAAUGAUUCUUCAACAUUUCUCCUUUGAGCUCUCACCUUCCUAUGCUCAUGCUCCUUACACUGUAGUAACCCUUCAGCCACAAUAUGGAGCUCAUCUUAUUCUUCAUCAACUGUGAGAUCAUCAACUAGCGAGUUCUGGCCCAUACUGAGC
Dioscorea cayenensis subsp. rotundata (Guinea yam) is the source of this 2116-nucleotide messenger RNA. RefSeq names its product cytochrome P450 CYP72A219-like. Lineage: Eukaryota; Viridiplantae; Streptophyta; Magnoliopsida; Dioscoreales; Dioscoreaceae. The record is from RefSeq and is a predicted model, not a curated record. The transcript is spliced from 5 exons. The coding region runs from base 528 to 2081 and encodes 517 amino acids. Gene Ontology annotation, molecular function: monooxygenase activity; iron ion binding; oxidoreductase activity, acting on paired donors, with incorporation or reduction of molecular oxygen.